Spinacia oleracea (spinach) is the source of this 760-nucleotide messenger RNA. RefSeq lists its product as uncharacterized. The record is from RefSeq and is a predicted model, not a curated record. The coding region runs from base 369 to 725 and encodes 118 amino acids. NCBI's taxonomy places the organism in Eukaryota, Viridiplantae, Streptophyta, Magnoliopsida, Caryophyllales, Amaranthaceae. The transcript has 2 exons.
GUUAUAUAUAUAGACCUACGUACAAAGUACCUAACCACAAUUCCACACAUCUCUCUACCUUUGCAAAUUGCAAUCAUAAACCUCAUUAAUUCCAAUUACCACAACCUCAAAUUAAUCUUAACCUUAAUUAACCUCAAACCUUAAUCCAAAAUACUCGAAUAUGUUAGAAAAUAGUGAUACUUUAGGUCAACCCGUUUAUAUGGAGUGUCCUAUUACUGUCUCUUUUGAAGAUUCCAUACAUGAAAUCCAAACAGUAACUAUCAAAAUCUUGAGGAAAGACAGAAGAAAAUCAGUCAAGUCUGGAAAUAAAAUGUGUGGGAAAUUUGGAAUACGUUGUGAUAAAUUGUUGAUACCUCGUUUUGAAGAAGAUGAUCCAUGGGAAAAAAUUCAGUAUUGGUUGGAAUUUAUGGAUGUUGAUCAAACUUGUAUUCAACAUGCUUGUUCUACUAUUCUUAACAUUGCAAGAUCUUCUUACAAAGAGUCUGAUGAGCUAUAUGUGUGAUGAGUAUGAUGAUGAUGAUGCUGAAUAUGAUGAUGAUGAUGAAUAUGUCGAUGAUGUCGAUGAUGCUGAUGAUGCUGAUGAUGAUGAUGAUGAUGAUGACGAUGACGAUGACGACGACGAUGAUGGUGAAGCUGGUGAUUUCAGACUAGAACUAUUGAAUGUCGUGAUUAUGUUUGCUUUAGCUAAUAAUCUUGUAGUAUGGUUACUUAGGUUUAUUUUUUGAAAUACAAUAAUAAGUACUUUUAAUUGAUUUUGUAA